AUGGGUUUUAACACUCCAGUUUCUGCCAUUUUUCUCGCUGUAAACCUCCUCUUUUUCGCUUUUGUUACUUCCUCAAGUGCACAAUCAGUGCCAACCCCAAGCCCUUCGCCUACUUGCAGCAUAAAUAACCUUCAGGUUAAAGGCCUGUGCGCCAAGUUCUUGCUUCCGGGGUUACUGAAUAUCACCGUGACAGUUCCUCCAACCUCCCCGUGCUGCUCCUUGAUUAGUGGCUUAGCAAAUAUUGAGGCGGCUGCAUGCCUUUGCACAUCCCUUAAACUCCCACCUCCUAUUACCUUAAACAUCAAUGCCACUUCUCCCGUCAAUUCGGUCCUUAGGGGCUGUGGAAAGAAUUCCCCUCCAAACUUCACUUGUGUGGUCUGA
Molecule: messenger RNA, 381 nt
Organism: Thlaspi arvense
Lineage: Eukaryota; Viridiplantae; Streptophyta; Magnoliopsida; Brassicales; Brassicaceae
Source: the annotation of a GenBank genome assembly